Molecule: messenger RNA, 714 nt
Organism: Trichophyton benhamiae CBS 112371
Lineage: Eukaryota; Fungi; Ascomycota; Eurotiomycetes; Onygenales; Arthrodermataceae
Product: carbonic anhydrase family protein
Exons: 2
Coding region: 1-714 (237 amino acids)
Biological process (GO): cellular response to oxidative stress; carbon utilization; cellular response to carbon dioxide
Cellular component (GO): cytoplasm
Molecular function (GO): carbonate dehydratase activity; zinc ion binding
Source: RefSeq, a predicted model, not a curated record
AUGUCUUCCAGCAACAACUCCAACCCUCACCCAAUUCCCAGCAUGGCCGCCCAAAAUGAGCAGAACACGGCUCCCGACAGCUACCAGCUGGCCAUGGCCAAGAAUAACAUCUGGGCCACAAAGCUAGACGAAGAACAGCCAGAUCUCUUCCCAAAGCUCGCCUCAGGACAAUCUCCGGAAAUAUUGUGGAUCGGCUGUGCUGACUCCCGUUGCCCCGAGACCACUGUCCUGGGCCUUCAGCCCGGCGACGUCUUCGUCCAUCGCAACAUUGCCAACGUUGUGCAGUACAACGACAUCUCUGCUGCCACCGUCAUUGAAUUUGCUGUCGUCUACCUCAAGGUCAAGCACAUCAUUCUCUGUGGCCAUACUAGCUGUGGUGGCAUCAACGCUGCUUUGGCCAACAAGAAGCUCGGCCUCCUUGAUACCUGGCUCAUGCCCCUUCGACGACUCCGAGAGCAACAUAUGGACGUCUUGAAGGAUCUUGAGCUCAAGGAAGCUGCCGUCAAGCUCGCCGAGAUCAAUGUCGAAAAUGGACUGCGAGUUCUCCGUGAGAACAGCGCCGUUCUCGACGCCAUUGAGGAACGAGGUCUCAAGCUGCACGGUGUCAUCUACGAUGUUGGCAGCGGAAAACUUAGAGAGCUAGAAAUCACCGAGAGCAUGGAUUCUAUCAGCAGACGAAUUGCUUCUUUCAAGACGGUCAAGAACGAGGAGUGA